Molecule: messenger RNA, 1665 nt
Organism: Pecten maximus
Lineage: Eukaryota; Metazoa; Mollusca; Bivalvia; Pectinida; Pectinidae
Product: sodium-dependent glucose transporter 1-like
Exons: 3
Coding region: 12-1619 (535 amino acids)
Biological process (GO): transmembrane transport
Source: RefSeq, a predicted model, not a curated record
UGUACAGCACAAUGACAACAAAGCAUAAAGCUGACGAAACAUCUCACGUAGAUGAGGGCAUACCUCUCCAUGAAAUCCCUGAUGUAGCCUCUCCCGUCUUUUCUGAAGAUGGAACAGAAACAGGGGACCAAUCCUUCUUCCAUGAAGUUCGAUUGAACAAGACCACAAGAUUCAACUUCCUCCUCAGUGUGUGUCUGUCCUUGGUCUACUUCAUUCUGGGCUGGUCGAAAUCACAGAUAGGACCUGCAUUUUUAGAUCUAAUGAUAAUAUCCGGAGUAAAUUUAGAGAUGGGAUCUUGGUUCAUGACGUCAUAUUUCUUCGGUCGUUUGAUUGGGUCAACCGUUGGCGGCCAUCUGUACACAAAAAUGAAUCACCAUCUCGUGUUUGUAGCUUCACUAUUACUAAAUGGACUUGUGCUGGCUGUUAUUCCGUGGUGUGCGUAUUACGAACUGAUGGUCGCGACACAUGUCCUGAAUGGUAUUUUGGAAGGAGGAAUGAAUCUCACAUUGACGUCAAAAGCAGUGUCAGUUUGGGGAUCGACACCCAGGGGGCGCUCAUACAUCCAGAUAAUGUAUGCCGUUUUCGCCAUUUCUGGUAUUCUAGCUCCAAUGGCGACUGCACCCUUUCUGCUAUCCAAUUCAUCAAGGGAACCUAAUUCGACAUCAUGGACAAGUAGAUCAAAUUCUUCAAUGGAACUUUAUAUGACGUCGUGGACACAUGUGUCAAAUUCAUCAGAGAAACCUAACAUGACGUCAUCGACAAGUAGAUCAAAUUUACCAAGCGAACCUCAUAUGACGCUGUGGAUAAAUCGAACUACAUCUAAAAUUGAUGACGUUUCCACGAACAACAUAAUUGAACACAACGAUACUUCAAGAAAAGUUAUAUUUCCAGCUGAAAAUACCUCUAAACUUUAUGUUGCAUAUUCUAUUUCAGCAUCUUUAACUUUGUUAUCCGCGGUUCCAUUUGUCGUUCUAUUUUUAAAAUCAAAAAGAGGUGUUGUUACGAAUUUGAAAAAUGUUAAACAUGACUAUUUUGGGAAUAUCAGUUUAAUGAUCAAACGACUACAGUUAGUGAACAUAGGGUUAUUUUCAGUAGUAUUCGGAGUGAUCGGUCAAUCCCUUGGUAAUUUUAUAACAGUGUUCUGUGUUCAGUAUCUUAACUGGACCAAAGUAGCCGGUGCAAUGAUGACGUCAUUCUAUGUUUUCGCCACUCUGGUUGGAAAUAUAGCCGGGAUAUUUCUCGUGCGACUUCUCAAGCCAGACACUAUAUUACUGUUAUCAACAAUAACUUAUACUAUAGGGUUUGUCGGUCUUAGUGUCAGUGCCUACUUCUAUGAAGACGCCGGUAUCUGGGUAUCGGUUUGUGUUAUCGGUGUGCCGUUCGGUAUGGUGUGGCCAACCUUUAUAAGUUGGACUAACGCUAACUUUAUACCUGUAUCAGGAUAUAUAACCAGCUAUUUACUCGUGACUGCCCAUAUCGCUACCAUGCUACAUCCUCUUAUCAUCAGCUAUCUCAUGGAGGAGGUGUCGCCCCUGUGGUUCUGCUAUCUUUGCACUGUUGAAGGCUGUAUCAGUAUUUUCUGUACUUUGAUGAUGGUGAUAUAUACAAAGUUUUCCUAGAUUUGAUUUGGUUUUGUGUUGUUUUAUGGUUCACGGACAAUUAUCC